AUGGCGUCGUCUGAACGGCACCACCGUCCGCACACCUCCUCCUCCACCACCACCUCAUCUUCAUCAGAUCGCCACAACAACUCUCACCACCAUCAAGAGCGAACUGAAGAGGAGCGUCGCCGGCAGAAGGAGCUGAUCAAGGCGCUGGAGACGCCCGAGCAGAAGCGCGCCCGCCGACUGGCAAAGAAGGAGGAGAAGGAACGAAAGCGGCAGGCGAUGGCCGGCUGGGACGACGAGUACAGCGGCUACACCAACGAGGACAAUCCCUUCGGCGACUCGAACCUUCGAGAGACCUUCAUCUGGGGAAAGAAGUACGAGAAGCUGGGCCUGAAAAGCAAACUCGACGAGGAGCAGAUUAGGGCGAUCAACCGCGAGCGGGCCAUUCGAAAUCGCCACGAGCUGGAGAAGGUGAAGCAGCGUCGGCUGGAGCGGGAACGAGAACGCGAAGAGCGCGCCGAGGAGAUGUCACAGAUGCAACGCGCCAAGGAGGCGGAACAGUUCAAAGAGUGGGCCAAACAGGAGGACUACUUCCACCUGAAGCAGGCGAAGCUGCGCUCGAAGCUACGCAUUCGGGAGGGCCGUGCCAAGCCCAUUGACAUUCUCGCCCGCUACAUNCAAACAGGAAGACUACUUUCACCUGAAGCAGGCGAAGCUGCGCUCGAAGCUGCCGAGCCCUACAACGCCCUCAAUGGGCUGCGCAUCCGCGACCUGGAGGACCUGGAGGCGGACAUUCGCGUGUACCUGGAGCUGGACAGCGGCGCAGAGGCUAACGCCGACUACUGGCGCAACCUGCAGGUCAUCGUCGAGGACGAGCUGGCGAAGCUGAAGCUGGCCAACAUGGACCUGGCGGAGCGCCGCAGAGAGGGCAUCAAUCCUUCGGUGUCGGCGGAAAUCAGCCGCCUGCUGGCGGGCAAGACGCCUGCGCAGCUAGUGAAGCUGCAGACGCAGAUCCUCGCGAAGAUUCACUCAAAGGAGGAGGGCAUCGACAUUGGCUACUGGGAGACGAUGCUCGCACGGCUCAAGGCGCAGAUUGCCCGCGCCCACCUCCGUACGUUUCACGAGGCCAAUUUGGGCCGGCGAGCGCAGCUGAUCGCCACCUUUCAGCAGCAGCUCCGGCAGAUGGAUCCGAGGAGAUCUGCCGCAACUGCAACCCAAGAAAAGGAGAUGAAGGUCGGCGGGGAGACGGAGGCUGCAGAUGAUGAAGAGCUGAAGAACGAUGAGGUGGAAGAGGAGGCACCGGCGGAGGAGGAAGAGGACGAGCUGCGUUUCCUCUCCGCCGCCGAGCUGGAGCAGAAGUGCCUGCAGGACUACCGCUCCGGCGGGACCGCCGCCGCCCCCUACAGCCCGCGACCGCUGCCCGUGGAGGAGCUGCCCACCGGAGCGCUGAUCAUCAGCGCCGAGGAUCGCGCCCGUGAGCUGGACGAGCAGCGGGCGGCCACGCUCAAGCGCCUGCUCGCCUUCCCCACGCCCUUCGUCCAGUUUGACCGCAGUGAGCCAGGCAGCAGCGGCAAGAAGGGCGGCAACAAACGGGGAAAGAAGGGCGGCGAUAAGGCUGCUGAGGCGGCUGAAGAGUCUACCGCCAACUACGACCACAACGCCCUGGCCAUGACCCGGGACGAGGAGGCCUUCCUGCGCGAGGCCCGGCGCGGCAUGGCCGACGACGAGGCGGUCUUCAGCGUGGAGGAGCAGGCCCUCCUCCAGGCGAAGGACCGCUACAGCUGGUCGGAGAAGUACCGCCCGCGGAAGCCGCGCUACUUCAACCGCGUCCACACCGGCUUCGAGUGGAACAAGUACAACCAGACGCACUACGACGUGGACAACCCCCCGCCGAAGGUCGUCCAGGGCUACAAGUUCAACAUCUUCUACCCGGACCUGAUCGACAAGUCGACGACGCCCAGCUACAAGAUCACCGCCUGUCCGGAGAAUCGCGACUUUGCCUUCAUCCGCUUCACCGCCGGCCCGCCCUACGAGGACCUCUGCUUCAAGAUCGUCAAUCGCGAGUGGAACUACUCCUAUAAGGCGGCUUUCGCAGUCAGUUCCAGAACAACAUUCUCCAGCUGUGGUUCCACUUUAAGCGGUACCGGUACCGGCGAUAAGAAAGAGGUCUUUCGGUGGUAUGCAUACUUUCUUCAAUAUUUCUACACACUUGAGGCUGCCAAUAAACGCACUGUUUAUGUACUGUCGGCCAAACUUUUGUUUCUGCAAAAGAAAAGAAGUAAACUCGAUUAA
Molecule: messenger RNA, 2229 nt
Organism: Rhagoletis zephyria (snowberry fruit fly)
Lineage: Eukaryota; Metazoa; Arthropoda; Insecta; Diptera; Tephritidae
Source: RefSeq, a predicted model, not a curated record